AUGAAGGGGGGGGCUUCGGCGGGAGGAUUCCCGGGGGCGUCGCCUGCUUCCGCCGCCGCCUCCUUCAGUGAAAGUCCCUUUUGGGUCCAGCUGCCACAGCCACCGCGCUCCCUCAGGCCGGGCGGGGGACACCCCAGGUCUGCGUGGCCCCCGCGCCGCCACGCCCAGUGGUCGCCCGAGCCCUGCGAGCAGGGGGAGGAGCCGCGGCCAGUGGAGGCGGAGGAGGUAGAGGAGGCGGAGACGGCGGAGACGGCGGAGAAGGCGGAGAGGAAGGUGGAGGCGGAGGCGAAGGUGGAGGGGAAGGCGGAGGCGGCGGGGAAGGUGGAGGCGGCGGGGAAGGUGGACGCCACCGAGAAGGUGGAGACGGCGGGGAAGGUGGACGCCGCCGGGAAGGUGGAUACGGCGGAGGGUCCGGGCCGCCGGGCUGAGCUCAAGCUGGAGCCCGAACCCGAGCCAGUCCGGGAGGCGGAGCAGGAGCUGGAGGAUGAGAACCCAGCGCGGAGCGGCGGUGGCGGCAACAGCGACGAGGUUCCUACCCCCACCCUUCCCUCCGAUCCACCGCGGCCCCCCGAUCCCUCUCCGCGUCGCAGUCGUGCGCCGCGCCGCCGACCCCGGCCCCGGCCCCAGACCCGGCUCCGUACCCCGCCGCAGCCUAGGCCCCGGCCCCCGCCCCGGCCCCGGCCCCGGCGCGGCCCUGGGGGCGGAUGCCUGGAUGUGGAUUUUGCCGUGGGGCCACCAGGCUGUUCCCACGUGAACAGCUUUAAGGUGGGAGAGAACUGGAGGCAGGAACUGCGGGUUAUCUACCAGUGCUUCGUGUGGUGUGGAACCCCAGAGACCAGGAAAAGCAAGGCAAAGUCGUGCAUCUGCCAUGUGUGUGGCACCCAUCUGAACAGACUCCACUCUUGCCUUUCCUGUGUCUUCUUUGGCUGCUUCACGGAGAAACACAUUCACGAGCACGCAGAGACGAAACAACACAACUUAGCCGUAGACCUGUAUUACGGAGGUAUAUACUGCUUUAUGUGUAAGGACUAUGUAUAUGACAAAGACAUUGAGCAAAUUGCCAAAGAAGAGCAAGGAGAAGCUUUGAAAUUACAAGCCUCCACCUCAACAGAGGUUUCUCACCAGCAGUGUUCAGUGCCAGGCCUUGGUGAGAAAUUCCCAACCUGGGAAACAACCAAACCAGAAUUAGAACUGCUGGGGCACAACCCGAGGAGAAGAAGAAUCACCUCCAGCUUUACGAUCGGUUUAAGAGGACUCAUUAAUCUUGGCAACACGUGCUUUAUGAACUGCAUUGUCCAGGCCCUCACCCACACGCCGAUACUGAGAGAUUUCUUUCUCUCUGACAGGCACCGAUGUGAGAUGCCGAGUCCCGAGUUGUGUCUGGUCUGUGAGAUGUCGUCGCUGUUUCGGGAGUUGUAUUCUGGAAACCCGUCUCCUCAUGUGCCCUAUAAGUUACUGCACCUGGUGUGGAUACAUGCCCGCCAUUUAGCAGGGUACAGGCAACAGGAUGCCCACGAGUUCCUCAUUGCAGCGUUAGAUGUCCUGCACAGGCACUGCAAAGGUGAUGAUGUCGGGAAGGCGGCCAACAAUCCCAACCACUGUAACUGCAUCAUAGACCAAAUCUUCACGGGUGGCCUGCAGUCUGAUGUCACCUGUCAAGCCUGCCAUGGCGUCUCCACCACAAUAGACCCAUGCUGGGACAUUAGUUUGGACUUGCCUGGCUCUUGCACCUCCUUCUGGCCCAUGAGCCCAGGGAGGGAGAGCAGUGUGAACGGGGAAAGCCACAUACCAGGAAUCACCACCCUCACAGACUGCUUGCGGAGGUUUACGAGGCCAGAGCACUUAGGAAGCAGUGCCAAAAUCAAAUGUGGUAGUUGCCAAAGCUACCAGGAAUCUACCAAACAGCUCACAAUGAAUAAAUUACCUGUCGUUGCCUGUUUUCAUUUCAAACGGUUUGAACAUUCAGCCAAACAGAGGCGCAAGAUCACUACAUACAUUUCCUUUCCUCUGGAGCUGGAUAUGACACCGUUUAUGGCCUCAAGUAAAGAGAGCAGAAUGAAUGGACAAUUGCAGCUGCCAACCAAUAGUGGAAACAACGAAAAUAAGUAUUCCUUGUUUGCUGUGGUUAAUCACCAAGGAACCUUGGAGAGUGGCCACUAUACCAGCUUCAUCCGGCACCACAAGGACCAGUGGUUCAAGUGUGAUGAUGCCGUCAUCACUAAGGCCAGUAUUAAGGACGUACUGGACAGUGAAGGGUAUUUACUGUUCUAUCACAAACAGGUGCUAGAACAUGAGUCAGAAAAAGUGAAAGAAAUGAACACACAAGCCUACUGAAGUGACACACAGACCUACCCGCAAUGGAAGAUGACGACACCAAUACUACAACUGGCAUCGAGAUCUAAAGGACCUACUUGACCAUGGCCCAUGGGCCUGACAGAGUAAGAAUUGAACAGUACCCAGUGUCCAAAAGGUCCUGAUUGGAAGAGAAAUAGAAGGGGAGGGAGAAGAGGCUCUAGUCUAAGCAGUUGAUGAAAGGGAAAUUAAAUGGUAGAAACACUCUGGGUGAGGAAGGCAGGAGCAGGUAAAUGCUGACACUGGUACAUAUCCUAUAUUCCUCCAAAAGAUUGUGUGGGAAAGUGUGGGGGGGAGGGGGGUGGUGGGGGGGUGUGUGCCCUUGUAACCGUAAAACAUCUUUCUCCAUGGGUGUUUCAGCUUCAAUUGACCAAUCACAUAACAGUUAUAUGUUUGGGGGGAAAAAGAAAAGUUUCUAAAAAAUGUAGCCCAUUACAUAUAUGGGUAUGAAAGCAGAAAAGUGGAGGAGGCAGGGAUAUCAUUGACAAACACCUUUGCCAGUUUCUUUGUAUUCGUGAUUUUUUGUGCUAUUAAAUGCAGUAUUAAAACAAGAAAAGCCCACCUGGGCUAGUGAAAGGAGAGGAAAUAAGGGGGCUUGUAUAAGGGGAGCAGUCGCUCCAAAAGUAGAGAAGACAAGAAAUGCUGUAAGAUAAGCAACCAACGCAGACAGGCCUCAGCUAAGAGUAUAGUGUGUGUGUGUGUUUAAAAAAAAAAAAAAAAAAAAAAAAAAAAAAAGCUGUAUGAUAUACUUGAGCAAAUCAAUGAACCUCUUUGCGAUUGUUUUAUCAUCUGUAAAAUGCAGAUAAUUCCUACCUUAAAGGGUUAUUGUUAAAGAUUAAAUGAUAUAAAAAUGUGUCAAAGUAUAAAGUAAAAGGCUUGGAACUUUG
Messenger RNA from Pongo pygmaeus (Bornean orangutan), 3239 nucleotides. It is a transcript of the gene USP27X, whose product is annotated as ubiquitin specific peptidase 27 X-linked. Gene Ontology annotation, biological process: protein deubiquitination. Gene Ontology annotation, molecular function: zinc ion binding; cysteine-type deubiquitinase activity. The coding region runs from base 1 to 2334 and encodes 777 amino acids. The transcript is spliced from 2 exons. The record is from RefSeq and is a predicted model, not a curated record. NCBI's taxonomy places the organism in Eukaryota, Metazoa, Chordata, Mammalia, Primates, Hominidae.